This is a messenger RNA of Sarcophilus harrisii (Tasmanian devil), 3642 nucleotides long. RefSeq names its product DDB1 and CUL4 associated factor 12 (gene DCAF12). Bases 379 to 1740 code for a protein of 453 amino acids. Gene Ontology annotation, molecular function: protein binding. NCBI's taxonomy places the organism in Eukaryota, Metazoa, Chordata, Mammalia, Dasyuromorphia, Dasyuridae. The record is from RefSeq and is a predicted model, not a curated record. Gene Ontology annotation, cellular component: Cul4-RING E3 ubiquitin ligase complex. The transcript is spliced from 9 exons.
GGGAGGUGUCUCCAUAGCAACGCACCGUAAAGCACGGCUGCGCAGCUGGUGACGAAGUGACGGGGUGACGAGAGAGACGGGGUGACGGGGGAGGGAGAGUGUUUUGGUGCCUGUCGCUCGCCGUCCUUUUUUCUUCCCUGGUCGCUUGCGCCUCUCAGUCCGGGCUUCCUCCCUCCCCCUCCCCUGCCCCAGUCCUCCCUCCAGUCCCAGGCAUCUCUCCUCCCCCCCUCGCCGCUUCUCCUGCGUCUCUUUCCCCCCCCUCACCCUAUCCAGUUCCCCGCCCCCUCCCCCAGUAUAUGCCCCGCAGCGCGGCCGCCCCCCGCUCCCCCCGGUCCUGCCGCCCCAUGUGGCUGCGGGGCCGCCGCGGCGUCUCCCACUAUGGCCCGGAAAACAGUUAGCAGGAAGCGGAAAGCGCCCGCGGCGCCGGGGACCGGGAGCGGGACCCAGGGCCAGCAGUUUGGCUGGGAUCAUUCACUAAACAAAAGGAAAAGACUCCCUCCAGUGAAGAGGUCCUUGGUCUACUACCUGAAAGGCAGAGAAGUCAGGUUGCAGAAUGAGUCCAGUUACUACCGAGUGUUGCAUGGUUAUGCAGCACAACACCUUCCCAGUCUCCUGAAGGAGAGAGAGUUUCACCUUGGGACCCUUAACAAAGUAUUUGCAUCUCAGUGGCUGAAUCACCGGCAAGUGGUGUGUGGCACAAAAUGCAACACGUUGUUUGUGGUCGAUGUCCAGACAGGCCAGAUCACCAAGAUUCCCAUUUUGAAAGAUCGAGAACCUGGAGUGGUGACCCAGCAGGGCUGUGGUAUCCAUGCCAUCGAGCUGAACCCCUCGAGAACACUAUUGGCCACUGGAGGAGACAACCCCAACAGCCUUGCAAUCUAUCGGCUGCCUACAUUAGAUCCUGUGUGUGUGGGAGAUGAUGGACACAAGGAUUGGAUAUUCUCUAUUGCAUGGAUCAGUGAUACCAUGGCAGUUUCUGGCUCACGAGAUGGUUCCAUGGGGCUUUGGGAGGUAACAGAAGAUGUGUUAACCAAAAGUGAUGCCAGGCACAAUGUAUCCCGAGUUCCUAUGUAUGCUCACAUCACACAUAGAGCCCUAAAAGACAUCCCUAAAGAGAAUACUAAUCCUGACAAUUGCAAGGUCCGGGCUCUGGCCUUCAAUAAUAAAAACAAAGAGCUUGGAGCAGUGUCACUUGAUGGCUACUUUCAUCUCUGGAAAGCAGAACAUACACUCUCUAAGCUCCUGUCCAUCAAGCUGCCAUACUGUCGUGAGAAUGUGUGUUUGGCCUAUGGCCAUGAGUGGUCUGUGUAUGCAGUGGGCUCCCAAGCUCAUGUUUCCUUCUUGGACCCACGACAACCGUCACACAAUGUUAAAUCAGUCUGCUCCAGAGAACGAGGCAGUGGCAUCCGUUCAGUGAGCUUCUACGAGCACAUCAUCACUGUGGGCACAGGGCAGGGCUCCCUGUUGUUUUACGACAUCCGGGCCCAGAGGUUUCUAGAAGAGAAGCACUUAUCCUGCUAUGGGUCCAAGCCCAAGCUCGCAGGGGAAAAUCUGAAGCUGACUACUGGCAAAGGCUGGCUGAAUCAUGAUGAAACUUGGAGGAAUUAUUUUUCAGACAUUGAUUUCUUCCCCAAUGCUGUUUACACCCACUGCUACGACUCGUCUGGAACGAAACUCUUUGUGGCAGGAGGUCCCCUUCCUUCAGGGCUCCAUGGGAACUAUGCCGGGCUCUGGAGCUAAUGAAUAACUCUUCUGAAAUGCAGAGAUUUACACUAACUUCCAUCUUCAGUUUCCUUGUUUCUUCUUUUCAUUUUUCAAUUGUGUGAUGCCCUUGUCUUAUUGGAACACCAGAAUUUGCUUUUGACUUGGGCAUUUGACACAGGCUCCGUACGUUGGUCUAAAGUGGCUUUUUCUUUUUUUUUCCCCUUUGGCAAUCAGAAUUUUGCUUUAAAACUUUUUUUUGGCUUUUUAUUUGCUUCUUAUCCAAAGGAUUUUUUUGUUAAUCCCAUAUUGUAUUUCCUUUUUAAGAGACACACACUUUCCCCUAUUUGGCUUCUGCUUUAGGCUGACACAGUCAUACUCAUCCCUACUUUGCUGUUGUGAGGUAGGAUUCCUUUAUACUUAUGUGGUUGCUGUCAGACUUUCUGUGAAAGUUUGGGGGCUGUGUGUGUGUGUGGGUGUGUGUGUGGGUGUGUGUGCGCACAGGUACUAUGUGUGUCAUUGAAAUUACAUGGAGUGAGGAUUACUUGUAAUUAAAAUAUUUAUAAAAGAAACUACUUUAUCCACAGAAUCCAGCUUUGGGACUGGUUUUAUCUUAUUUUUUAAAGUACAAGUCUAAUGACACUGUAUACAAAAACAGAAAAAAACCCAUCACCCAGAAAAACCAUUGAGAAAGCUUGUAGGUAUCCCCUGGGGCCCUAUGUCAGGGUCUCCCUUCCUGGGGUUCCCCUAUCCUCUAAGGUUUCCAGGGGGGUAAAAGCUUUCUUUCCUUUCCCUUCCUCUUAUCCCUAUGACUCCCUAAGGAGAAGGCUUCUGCCCACGUAUCACUUCCCAUUCCCUUGGCCUGCUCUUGCUUCUCUAGAAUGUCAAGGCCUCUGAUGGAGCUUUUAGAAAAGGGGUAGAAGUUUAAUGUACUGGAUUAUGCCAUAUUUCCCUAUCUCCUGAUAGCUGUCCUCUUUCCUCCCUUUCCAAAAAAAAUCCAAAUUAGGGACCUGCAGCCAGCCAAAGGAACCUGGGGUCUCCUUUGGCUUUGGGGAAACUCCUCAUUUUUUUUUCCUUCCCUCUUCUAAUUACCUUGAUGGGUUUGGUUUGGUUUGGUUUCAAUUUCCCUUCAGAAGCAAGUUCAGUCUGGGGAUGGGGACUGAGUAUCUGUGUGUAGUGUGUACCUAGUGUGUUUUAAUAUUAGUCUUUUGGUGUGGUGGGGGAGGGUGUUGGCCCCAGAAUCCCAUGGCUGAGGUCUUACUCAUUUGAGUGCUCCUCAUCCUUGCCUGGGUCAGAGGAGCAGGCCAGCAGUGUUGUGCAUGUAGCAGCAUUGAUGUAAUUAGUAAAUAGGAACAUUCUUCCUAUUCCAUUCCCCCACCUUAACAAUUUGUAUGUUUGGGCUCCAAGUUUUUUGAAUGUAGCAGUGACAAACUUGCCAUAUAAUCCUGUUGUUCCCUGCUCUUACACUCAUCAUGUUGCAAACAACGUCUGUUCCCUUGAUUUGAUGAUUUCCUCUUUUCCUUUGAGCACUUAUUCCAAUUAAUUGCCAGAAACACUUCCCUGAGAAUAAGAACUGUCAUCUCCCUUUUCUCCCUCAAUCAAACAAGUUGAUGAGAGGAAGCUAUGUAGAGAUGCAUUGUGCUGUGCCCAGGGAGCUUGGAAGAUGAAGUUAUUUGCUUAAAAGUCUGCACUUGACUUCAUGAUAUAUGACAGAAACACCAUUAAAAUGGUUGUGGAAUUCUCACUUUGUAACCUAGAGAAAUAGGUGCUAUCAACAGGGAAUUAAGCAAAAUGCUAGAUGCUACAAAUCUUUACCUGUCUUAAUUUGUUUUUUCUCCUAGUAUUAAACUACAGGCUGUAAAUUACUUAGUUCUCAAAGAACUUCUAUCACUUUAAAGGAAAAAAAUACAUGUAACCAAAAAAAAAAAAAAAAAAAAAAAA